Molecule: messenger RNA, 477 nt
Organism: Yarrowia lipolytica CLIB122
Lineage: Eukaryota; Fungi; Ascomycota; Dipodascomycetes; Dipodascales
Cellular component (GO): mitochondrion
Source: RefSeq, a predicted model, not a curated record
AUGAAAUUUAGAUUCGGUGAAGGUGCAGAAGGGACUCUCAACACCUCAGUCACCACAGCCAUGAUUGACCAGGAGAAACGAGCAGCCGAUUUGAAGCGACGGAAGAACCAGAUGCUUCUGUUUGGCGGAGCCACUCUGGCUACCCUGGCGUCUUGUCGACUGACUGCCCGGGGUAUUUCCAGCAGACGAUACAUUCCCAAGAUGUUCCAGGCAAACCAUAUGCCCCCACAGUCCGACAUGGUCAAGGAGGCCGCUAUGGCUGUCGUCUUUGCUACCACAAUGGCCUUGUCGUCCUUCAGUAUGGUGGUAUUUGGCGUGGCAUGGUCCCAGGACGUGACCUCGCUCAAGCAAUUCGCUCUCAAGAUGAAGACUAAGCUCGGAGCCCAGCAGAUUGAGGAUGAAAUCCGAAAUGCCCCCAUGACCCCGGAGACACAGGAUCUCCAGGACCAGCUUGCCGGCGCAUUGAAGAAGGAUUAA